Aspergillus clavatus NRRL 1 is the source of this 6300-nucleotide messenger RNA. RefSeq names its product anaphase promoting complex subunit 1. Gene Ontology annotation, cellular component: anaphase-promoting complex. Gene Ontology annotation, molecular function: molecular adaptor activity. The record is from RefSeq and is a predicted model, not a curated record. Gene Ontology annotation, biological process: metaphase/anaphase transition of mitotic cell cycle; protein K11-linked ubiquitination; anaphase-promoting complex-dependent catabolic process. The transcript has a single exon. The coding region runs from base 1 to 6300 and encodes 2099 amino acids. NCBI's taxonomy places the organism in Eukaryota, Fungi, Ascomycota, Eurotiomycetes, Eurotiales, Aspergillaceae.
AUGGCGUGCGUCCGUUCCCUUGGCCGCCAUGAACCCUCGGCCGUACCUUUCCUUGUCGCAGAGGGCCUCCUGCCUCCGGAUCCUUCAAGCGACCAAUACACAUGGCAUACGACUAUCGACGAAGGCCCCAACGGCCCGGUGGAUGAUGAGCUGGUCUGGACAACGAGCUGCGUCGUUUGGUCUCAGGCGGGAGUCGUGAAGAGGGUAUUCCGGGUGGAUAUUGAGAGGGAGGAAGUCAAACAUGCUCUCUUCACGAAUUUCUCCGUGAGCAAGGCUACAAAACCGGGUAGAAAGACCGCGCAAGGGCUCAAUGGAAAUGCUGGCCAGAAGCACGGCGACACCGAGCACAGUCGUGGAUUGCAAAGUCAGGCCGCACAUGAGGUGAAACUUCCAAACUUAGGAAGGACGCUCGGUGCGAAUGGUCAACCGGUUGAAGAAUUGCAAACUGCUGGGGGCAGUGUUCACAGUUCAAGAGCCCUAGUGGUUGUACUCAAAUCCCAGGCGCAUAUCUUCUUUCUUGCUGGCAACAGCCACGUUAUUCCCCUGCCAUUUGAGGUUGAAUCGGUAUUCGCGACUCCUCGGGGCCUUCUCUUCCAACGCAAAAUGCACGAGGACGACACCAAUGCCUACCCCAUGGCGCCUCCAAAUUCAUUUCUUUCCUCUUUCCCUACGAUUGUGGAUUUACGCGCAUCUCAGUCAGCGGAGCUGCCCUCGGGUAAAGCGAAACGACCAUCCUUGAUCAUAUCCCCUGCGCAAAAUACUCGUCUGAAAUCGCGGACAAACAAACAAGCGGACCUCCCCAGGGUCUUUUCUCUGAUGGAUCCCCAUUCUGAGAUGGGCCUAGUUGUAACCAAACAGACUUCCCGCUGGCUACAAAGUAGUAUCACCAGCACUAGCAGACUUUCUGGCUUGGACGUCCUUGAUCCUGCUGACGAGAUUGUGUAUGUCUCCCCAAAGAAUGAACUUUUGGGAUCUAGUCGGAGUCUAAGCAAGAUCCCGUUGAUACUUGUGAUAACCGUCAAUAUGAAUACCGGAUUGUAUACCAUCUGGACAGCGCGGUAUAGAGAGGAUGAAGCUGGCCCUUCCUCUAAGAAGCAGCAGAGGCGAGACACGGGAGGCACGCGGUCCAAGCGUCGUAGUUCGCAUUUUAGCAUGGCGACGGGGUCAACUACACCUGCUGCGCGUCCGUCUGCGGCCAGGGAGAGCUUUGGUCCGCGCGGAGACAACUGGAACGCUUCUGGCUUCUCUCACUCUCAGUACUCUGUCGAUAGCAAACCAGAUGAUGACGACCUCGCCGCUAGAUUGGGCCAGGACUUUGGCGACAUUGGUGUACCGUCGAAGACAUCCAGACGAGUGAGCUCUUUGCUGGCGCGGACUGAUCUUGCAACAAGUCAGGAUCGAAUUACAUUUUCAGAUCUCGCUACAGGAAGUCAAACAGGUCCCGCGCCUCACACAGGCCUACGGCAAUCUAUCGGUGCGGCUAGCACUCGGGCAAGUUUUGGAUUCAAUCCUCGGGGAUCCCUGCCACCUGGAAACGGCUCGGUCUACAGUACCACGAGCAGCUUCGUCGAUGCUCCCGUUGAUCGGCUUCUCGAAGAACUCAACAAUGACAGCUUAUUCGAAGGAUUUGAGAACAUGGACCUCAAGGGGGCGACCUCUGGCCUUCCUGAAGAAGUUUUGCUCUCGAAGGUCGAAAGCUUCUCAUCGAGGUUUUCUGGUACAUUUCAGACUCCCGUCAAAGCAACCAAACCUUCGAGGAGGGUCAAGAUUAUCACUCUGUGUCCCUCGGAAUGCGGGAUUACUCACAAUGGAAACUCAGCUGUCCUGGCUGUUUAUCUCGUGGAUCAAGAUGCAAAGUCCAUGACCGUUGUGCAUCUGCGAGCUGACAAAGUAACAUUUCCAAAGAAGGAUGCCGUAGUAUCGAAAAAACCGAAGAAGAGAGCAUCUUCCGAGGAGCGCUCCUUGCUUGUACAGGCAACAGGCAUUCACCACUUUCCGAAUGUUCACGACGCUUGUCGAGUUGCCGAUGGACAAAUCUCACGCGUGCUGACUUUGGGAACAACGGAUAGUGGCAGGAAUGAACUACACCUACAAAGCCCAUGGACCAACCCUACCAGAAUUGACAUUCCCGAGAAACUGAUGCUCUAUGAACGAUAUGGAUUUUCCUCCACCACAUCCAUGCUUCGUCCCCGCGAGAGUGGCAUGAAUCGGCUGAUGACAGAUGGCCCGAUAGUUAUCACCGGACUAGACCAUCCGUCUAUCCGUGGCAAGUUUGAUGUAAUUGACACCAUGAAUCAAAGGCACAAACUGCAGGUUCAGAUGGAACCCACCAAUGGACUUGUCAAGGACGUUUUGCGAAUCUGCAAAUUCGUCUUGCGUGACUUUGAGAAGGCUGGGGAUGGCAUACUGGCCGGUUGGUGGGAAACUGUGAAAUGGCUCAGUGCUAGAGAUUCCGACGAAACUGACAUCGAAUGGACUGCACUGACGAUCACCUUGUUCGCAAUGGCAGUGCCAUUCAUUGAGUGUGAGCAAACACUUAACAAGCGAGCACGCAGGAAGAAAGCCCUGCUGAGGUCGAGCAGCGGUAGCCAUGUUGACCUCGAGAGCUGGGAAGCCAUGUUAGACAAAGAAUCAAACUCCUCCGGCGUUGUAGCGCCCUGGAUGGCCACCAGUUCCUGGGGAUGGAUUCUUGAGCAGGAUGCACAGGAGGAUAGCGAGGGGAAACGGGCAAAGGAUGCCCACAGGCCAGACCAGCUAGGCUCGGGUCGGUCGACCUUCCGCAAAAACACAUAUCUGACGCGGUGCAUUGCUUUGGCUCGAGAAUUUCUACGUACUCCGGAGGGCAACUUGGCGUUAGGAUCUGAUGGCCAUCUCCCAACCGCUCUCGCCUGCAAUGGCACUCUACGACGUACUGCUUUGUGUACGAUUGUAGCUGGGUUACAUCUAUUCCGUGAAGAACAGAAGCUCUCGGUUUGUGAGGCUGAACACGCACAGAAGCCCUUGGGACUUCUCGCACCCGUCCUUGCCCAGAUCGGCGCUUGGCUAGGGUGGACGUCCUGGACAUGGGCGGAUGACUCGUACUAUGGUUCAGAAAUGGCUUGCAUGGACCAGUGGGAAUUUGAAGCUUCGAGGAUUUCAAUGAUGGACAUACCUCCUGAGCCUUUCGCCCCCCCCUCAAUUUUCGCCCACCUGGAGAAUGCAUGGCGCCAACCGUCGCCUUCGUUUUUCACACUCUUGGACUUGACCAACACUUUGGAAAGCACUUCUCGCCAUAGCAAGUUAUGGCAAGAGUGUUUCAUACUCACUCCACGGACUCUGGCUCUGAAUGGGUUUCUUUCGGAGAUUCACGACAUCUCGACAUCGCUCGAACGGGUCAAGCUCCUCAAUCGUUGGAACUUCACCAAGAGUGUGAUCGAAUCAUUCCCAGAAGGCGUCAGUGGGCCGUUGUACGAAGCAAUCAUGCGAACACAAAACUGUGCCUCAGCGUCUUGGAGUGUGAAUCUUCUCGAACUCAUCGACCGAGAGGACCUCAGCAUGUCAAUGGAUACCGACAACUCCUCUCCCGCCUCAGUACCACCCCAACCAGCCUUAUCACAUGAUGCAGUGCGCGACUUCCAUCACAUUGGUGGCUCAGCACUGGAUGUUGACUCCAUCAAUUCCUUCGAGGCGUCUGCGGAAGCUGACAGAUUCUCAGUGACGCGGUUGAUCUUCAGAGAAGACAAGCGCUUCAUAGAAGCCGCCAGGUUGCUAAAUCAGUCCAAAGCCCCAGUGGCGGAAUGCAUUCCGGAACCCGAGUGGACUGAUUCGGACCUCUUGGAGGCGCAAAAGGAAGUUGUGCAACUUGUCACGCUUCGGACAUUAUCGGUCCCUACUGGGCGGGCCAUGCUCGCUUUCAGUGGGCGUUUGCCUCUGUUGACAGAGAAGCUUCCAAUUCCUUCGUUCUCACUCCAAUGCGUGAUGAAGCCAUCGAACGUUACAAUCAGCGCGGAAAGGGCCUCAUUCAGCGAGGAGAAGGUGUGCUGGGCCUUUUUCCACAACGGCGUGUCGACUGGCCUCGCGAUCUCCAAGAAGUCCAAAGGCAUCGACACGUCGUGGAUUCUCUUCAACAAACCACAAGAGCUUACCAAUCGGCAUGCCGGAUUCUUGCUGGCGUUGGGUCUCAACGGACAUCUUAAGUCGCUGGCAAAGUGGGUGGCCUUCAAGUAUCUGACUCCGAAGCACACAAUGACCUCUAUUGGUCUUCUACUCGGGCUCUCGGCAUCGUAUCUGGGUACCAUGGACACGCUUAUCACCCGGCUGCUGUCGGUUCAUGUCACCAGGAUGCUGCCUCUUGGGGCCGCAGAGCUUAAUCUCUCACCACUCACGCAGACCGCCGGUAUUAUGGGCAUCGGCCUUUUGUAUUGUAACUCUCAACAUCGGCGGAUGAGUGAGGUGAUGUUGUCCGAAAUCGAAAAGGCCGAACAGGAAGAGAGUUCGCCGGCACACGAAGACCUCCGAGACGAAGGCUACCGCUUGGCUGCCGGGUUCGCUCUGGGAUUCAUCAAUCUUGCCAAAGGGAAAGACCUGCGAGGCAUGCGGGACAUGCACAUCGUGGAGAGACUCCUGGCCAUCGCGGUUGGGACCAAAUCUGUUCAUCUGGCUCAUGUUCUGGACCGGGCCACCGCUGGGGCCACCAUCGCGUUGAUGAUCAUCUUCAUGAAGACCAACGACGAGAGCCUGGCGCAGAAGAUUGACAUUCCAGAUACCACGGUGCGUUUUGACUAUGUGCGUCCAGAUCUGUUCCUUCUACGAACUUUAGCCCGACAUGUCAUCAUGUGGGACAGUAUACGUCCCAGCUUUGAUUGGAUCAUUGAAAGUCUCCCGAAGAUCUAUCGGCGUCGUUAUCGGUUGACGGGCGUUGGCCGACUCAAGAGUGACGAUAUGCCUUUCUUCAACAUCAUCGCCGGGCUCUGCUUUGCCCUCGGUCUGCGCUUCGCAGGCUCUGCGCAGCCAGCUGUACGGGAUCUCCUUGUAUCGUAUCUGGAUCAAUUCAUCCGCAUCUGCAGACUUCCGGCCAUGAACUAUGACGGACGACUUACCCGCAAUUCCGUCCGAAAUUGUCAGGACAUUGUUGCGCUCUCCGCAGCCACGGUCAUGGCCGGCACCGGUGAUCUGGCGUUAUUCCGACGGUUGCGUUCUCUGCACGGCCGUGUGGAUAGUGACACGCCGUAUGGAAGCCACCUCGCUGCGCACAUGGCCAUCGGGCUGCUCUUCCUGGGUGGCGGCAGCUAUACCGUGGGAACAUCCGACCUGGCGAUCGCCUCGCUCAUCGUCUCACUGUACCCUAUCUUCCCGACCACAGUGCUGGACAACAAAUGCCAUCUCCAAGCGUUCCGGCAUCUGUGGGUUCUGGCUGCGGAGCCACGCUGUCUCGUGCCACGGGACAUCGACUCUCGCCGGCCGAUCCCGCUCCCGAUCACAGUGACAGGCAGGGACGGCGGGCGGCAAACGGUCACCGCGCCCUGCCUGCUUCCCGAUCUCGACAGCAUCGCGCGAGUCGAGAUCCGCAGCCCCGACUACUGGCCCCUCGUCCUAGACUUUACGCACAACACGCCACUGUACCACAAGUUCCGGCACGGAGACCAGUCCGUCUACCUGCGCCGCAAGACGACGUACAACCCCGGUGGAUCCAGUGUAUUUGUGUCGACUCUGUCCAGUCUCAGCGAGGCACAGGACGUGCUCCCGUCUCCGUCAUCAUCGUUAUCGGCCACCGCAGCCCAGGGCCGAAGACUCCUGUCCGCCGCACCGCCCAAGCUCGUGGCACUGCUCUCCUCCGAGUCCUCCAGGGCGAUCACCCGUGCAUCUCCAUCCCAGAAUCCAUGGGACUGGAUCUUCAGCCUGCAGUCCCUGCGCGGGCUCGAUAUCCAGGAGCGGGCGCUGGUCCUGCCGUCCUCGUUCCCGUCACGCCCGCGGGGCGCCGGCCCCAGCAGCCGCGGCUCGGCGGCGCCCUGGCUGCGCCUGUCGGCCGUGGACAGCAAGCUGGUGAUCGAGAACAGCGUGCGCAACGUGAUCCGGGCGGCUCGCGGGCGCGGCGCAGACCCGGACGAGGUCCAGGAUGGCCUCUGGCAGCUCCGGCUGCUGUACAGCUGGCUUGACCACGCAUCGGGGCGGGUCGUAGAUGAUGCCGCCACGGUGGGCGACGACGCCGAGGGACGUGGAGACGAGGACGGUCGAUUGUCCAAGGGUCUGUGGCUGCGGCGCGACUUUUUGGAGGAAACCCGGUGGAAGAUCUGGGGGGUGCAGAUGGGGGGAGGUGAGUGA